This is a messenger RNA of Lingula anatina, 2157 nucleotides long. RefSeq names its product influenza virus NS1A-binding protein homolog. The record is from RefSeq and is a predicted model, not a curated record. Gene Ontology annotation, molecular function: protein binding. NCBI's taxonomy places the organism in Eukaryota, Metazoa, Brachiopoda, Lingulata, Lingulida, Lingulidae.
UCAUCAGUUCCCGCUCGACCACUGUCGUAAACAACGUGUAGUCAGAAGCUCCAGAGAUGAAAAUCAAGUUCUCAUUGAGACAACUUAAACAGUGCCCAAUUUUCCGCCACCAUGGAAGAAGACGGGGAAAUUAUGGAGCAAGAUGUGAUGAUCUUUGACGACAUCCAACAGAAGCAGACCAUUCUCAACGAUCUCAACAUUCUGCGGAAAAAUGCUCAGUUCUGUGACGUGAUUCUCGAGGUUGAAGGCCAUGAGAUACCUGCCCAUCGCGCCGUGCUCGCAUGUGCGAGCCAGUACCUGUUUGAUCUUUUUCAACAGGAGGAGGGAAAUCAUUUGACGCAUUGCAAGUUACAGGGCCUUGAUUACGAAGUGUUUGAGUAUCUGGUCACAUAUGCUUAUACAGCAAGGUUGGAAGUUGCCGGGGACUUGGUGAAGUCUGUGUACAAGACAGCUACCAUGUUGAAGAUGCAGCGUGCAGCUGAUGCCUGCUCUUGCUACUUGGCUGAGCAUUUAACACCCAUCAAUUGCCUGGGCAUCCGUUGCUGCGCCAUCAGUGAUGACAACUUGAAGCAAAAGGUGGAUAACUACAUCCAGCAGGAGAUCACCGCCAUUACGGAGACAUGCCCUGAGUUUAUCCGCCUUCCUAGAAUUCAAGUGGAUAUCAUAGGUGCCUCUGAACAUGGUCUGCAGAGUAGUAAUGAGAAGCAUCUGUGCCAGUUGGUGCUGGACUGGUUGAAGGACAACGUGGGGCAGACCAAUAAUUUGGAUGCUGUCACUGAUUAUGUCAACAUGCUGUACUUGAACAAUGACAACACCCUUCAUGAUGCCAAAGACCUGGAUGACUACUCCCUGAACAAUGCUGAGAUUAUCCAGGAUUACAAGAAGCUGGCAAAGAAGAGACACAGGUCACCAAAGAACAGUUUCAGCCGUAUUCUGCCCAGUGAGAACACCAACACUACUUACCCAAUGAAAUCACGCAAACAUUCUGGAGGGCGCUUUAGUCCCCAGUUGAUUGCCGAUGAAUGGAAGGUGAUUGCCUCUUUGAAGAAUGGAGAGCAAAGUAUCAUGUGUAUUGCAAUUCUGGACAGCACUGUUGUCAGCAUGUCCCUGCACCUGCUGUCUCGCGACAAUGUCACUCCCGUCGCCACCAAUGGAGAGGUGUCUCCCACGCAUUCACCCAAGGGCUCAAUCUUUGAGAAUUCCAAGUCCCUUACGAUGCUGGCUCCUAUGAGCUCCCCGCGCUGUGGAGUGGGCACUGCUGUUUUGGAUGGGAAGAUUAUCGCCCUCGGUGGCUAUGAUCGUGGCGAGUGUUUGAGGACAGCAGAAAUGUACGACAUGUCCACCAACUCCUGGACUGCCUUGCCAUCCAUGGGGACCCCUAGGGGGCGCUUUGACGUCUCCCAGAUCCAGGGCCGUCUCUACGCCUGUGGGGGAUCCAAUGGACACACUGAGCUGAAGUCAGCCGAGUGCUAUGAUCCCGAGAGUGAGAAAUGGACACCCGUUGCUGAUAUGUUGAAAUGCAAAUCGAGUGCAGGGGUUGCCGUGCUGAAUGACAAGCUGUAUGUGAUUGGUGGAUGGAGUGGGCUGCAGGGGGUCAAAUCAUGUGAGGUUUUCGAUCCAGAGACCAACAAGUGGUCAACUAUUGCGAAACUCAAUGUUGGACGUUCCCAGGCAGCCGUCUGUGCCAUGAAUGGUAAACUGUAUGCUGUUGGAGGCUGCGAUUCCUGGCACUGCCUGAAUAGCGUGGAGGUGUACUCUCCUGAAGAGAACAAGUGGACAAUGGUGGCGCCACUGAGCAUGCCCAGAAGAGGUGCUGGAACCACUGUCUUCAAUGGUAAGCUCUGCGUGGUAGGGGGCAGUGACGGCUGCUCCCCCUCCCUGGCUACAAUGGAGGUUUUUGAUCCAGCGACCAACUCCUGGGCUUUUGGACCCCCCAUGAACGUCUGCCGGGCCAAUGUUGGCGUGGCUGUGUGCGAUAACAAGCUGUACGCCGUCGGGGGAUUCAGCGGGAGCACUUUUCUGGACUCCAUCGAGUACUUGGAUGGAGACACAAACGAGUGGUCAAGUUAUUUACCCAUGAAGGAAGCGGCCAUGGUGAACGGCACUUUUGAAAAACUGGACAGCUGUGCUGGUGAUGCUGAGAAAAGCGUUUCAUAG